AGAAGAAAAAAGUUAGUAUAAUUUAUAUUAUCUUCCAGUUGUAGCAUGUGCAUGAUUUAGAGGUAGACACGAUUUCGAGUUUUUGUAUGAUUAAUAUAGGAAAGGUAUUGAGUGAUGAAUAAUAAAAUGCGAAUUGUGAAGAAGGAAUAUCCAAACGCAUAAAACGGAUUUAGGAAGGAAAAAACGAAUAUUCUGGGGGGGCGAUUCCGGCCUUCUAGGCUCCUUAAAUACCCUUUGUCCAACCUCUUUCCCUCACAACAAAUUCGACAAUUCCAAUUGUAUCCUCUCCUCCUCUCUCGCUCUCCGUCUCCCUCUCUACAUCCACAAUGGCCCUCAAAGCCGUUCACGUCUCCGACGUUCCCAAUCUCGAUUGUGUCCACGACAAUGCAUCUUUCUCUCUCUACCCUUCGCGCUUCUCCAAAGGUGUGGACAUUGAGAGGGCAACGUCGUUUAAGGUGCCGAAAUUCCUGGUGAUCGGGCAUAGGGGGAACGGGAUGAACAUGUUGCAAUCAUCGGAUUUGAGGAUGAAGGCAGUUAAAGAGAAUACGAUCCUAUCGUUCAAUACUGCCGGAAAACACGCCGUUGAUUUCAUCGAGUUUGAUGUUCAGGUGACAAAGGAUGGCUGCCCCAUCAUUUUUCAUGACAACUUCAUCUACUCUGAGGAAAAUGGAGCAAUUUAUGAGAAGAGAGUCACAGAAUUGUCGCUGUCCGAGUUCCUCACAUACGGUCCUCAGAGAGAGCUUGGUUUGGAGGGGAAGACAUUGUUGAGGAAAACAAAGGAUGGAAAAUAUUUAAAUUGGGCAGUUGAAUCCGAUGAACCUGCUUGCACUUUGCAGGAGGCAUUCGAGAAGGUUAACCCUUCUUUGGGCUUCAACAUUGAAUUGAAAUUCGACGACUACAUUGCUUAUCAGCAACAGCAUAUAACCGAUGUGUUACAAGAUAUAUUGCAAGUCGUUUUUGAUCAUGCCAACGAACGCCCAGUUAUAUUUUCCACCUUCCAGCCCGAUGCUGCUCUCGUAGUAAGGAGACUCCAGAACACCUACCCUGUGUUUUUCCUCACUAAUGGGGGGAAUGAGAUCUAUGAAGAUGUAAGAAGAAAUUCCUUGGAGGAAGCCCUCAAACUAUGUUUGGAUGGUGGUUUGCAAGGGAUUGUCUCUGAGGUGAGGGGCAUCUUUAGGAAUCCGGGAGCAGUCAAGAAAAUCAAAGAACUAAAGCUCUCUUUGCUCACAUACGGCAAAUUGAAUAAUGUGGCUGAAGCUGUGUAUAUGCAACAUUUGAUGGGGGUGGACGGGGUUAUCGUGGAUCUGGUGAGGGAGAUAACGGAAGCUGUGUCGAAGAUGAUGAGGCCGAGGGGCGAUGUUGAGGAGAAGAUUGUAAUGGAGGGAGAGGAGCAAGUUAUAGUUGAGGGGAGCAGGCCCCAAUUCUCACAAAGGGAGCUGGAAUUCUUGUUGAAGCUCAUUCCUGAGUUAAUUCAGCAAUAAUAAUGAUACACACCACCACCAUUGUAUACUAGGUGAUUUGAGGGAUUAGUCUUGUGUUUCUGUGUGUGUGUGUGUGUGUCUUUUGGGGGAAGGUCUGUAGUUUCUUACAAUGCACAUAAUUCUUUUUUCUUCUUUUCUAUUUUAUGGGUCUACUCCUUUUUAACUUGGGAGGAUAGUUAGCAAUGAGAAUAUGGUGCUCUAUUUGUAUCAUUACUUGGAUUAUGUCUAGUCAUUUUCUAGUUGUAUGUCCUAACUCUUUACUCUCUUUUCUUAUUCGGGUUUUAAUGUCCCCCUCUGUGUAAUGUAACAUCUGUAGGGGCAAAUUUUUAUGACAUUUUCUCUCUAAUUUGACAAAA
This is a messenger RNA of Salvia miltiorrhiza (redroot sage), 1837 nucleotides long. Its product is annotated as glycerophosphodiester phosphodiesterase GDPD1, chloroplastic-like. Gene Ontology annotation, molecular function: phosphoric diester hydrolase activity. The record is from RefSeq and is a predicted model, not a curated record. Gene Ontology annotation, biological process: glycerophospholipid catabolic process; signal transduction. Bases 327 to 1481 code for a protein of 384 amino acids. The transcript has 6 exons. Lineage: Eukaryota; Viridiplantae; Streptophyta; Magnoliopsida; Lamiales; Lamiaceae.